CCCGCCCUCCCAGCCAACGAUCUCUCCGACGACCUCCUCCGCUUCCUUUCUCAAACCCUAACCCUAACCUUAUCCAUCUCCCACCAGUGCCGCUACCUCGAGCCUCCUUCCGGCCGACUCCAAACUCAGAGCGACCUCGCUGCUGCGGCAGCUUCUCUCGACCAGCACGCUGCUGAUGCUGAAUUUCUUCUCCGCUCCGGCGCCCUUGUCGACCCUUUUGCUUCUCCUUCCUCUUCCUCCCGCCGCGAAGCCUUGCGAACGGAGGUCCGGUCGCUUAUCACCCGCCUGCAGAUCGGAACCGUGGCGUCGCGGAUCCCGGCGCUGGAUUCACUUAUUUUAAUGCUCCAUGGAGAUGACAAGAACGUGAUUAUUGCCGCCACGCAGGGCUUGGUUCCCGCGCUGGUUCGCCUACUCGAUUGCGCCUCACUUUCCAAUUCUCAAGCGAGGGAGAAAGCUGUAGCGGCAAUUGCUAGGGUUUCCUCCUUGGAGAGCUGCCGCCAUCUGCUCGUCUCUGAAGCCUCGUUUCUCGUGAGUCAUCUCUCACGUGUUCUCGUUGAGCCCGACGGCGAUGGAUCUGCAAAAGAGAAGGCCUGCGUUGUUCUCCAAACACUAACCCUACAGAAAGACAUUGCUAUGACCGUCGGCUCAGGGGGGACAAUCUCUAUUCUUCUCGAAACAUGCCGCUCCGGCACUCCUUCGGCUCAGGCCGCUGCCAUUGGUGUUCUGAAAAACCUCGCCGCCGUGCCGGAACUAAGGGAAAACCUGAUCGAGGAGAACGCAGUCCCCGUGCUUAUCAGAGUUCUUCAAUCAGGAACUCUUCUUGCUCGGGAAAACUCGACCUCCUGCCUAUGCAAUCUGACCGCAGGGGAAGACAACCAUAGCAUAAAGCUCGCCCUUGUCCAACAAGGCGUUCUGGAUUGCCUCAGAAAUUACUGGGAAGCCCCAGCCACGGACAACCGAGACCUCGAGCCUGCCAUUAGGCUGCUCCGCAAUCUCUCAUCUUCCAUUGUCUUUUCUGAGAUCAUUAUCUCCUCGGGAUUCCUUUCUAGGAUAAUCCUCGCGCUAGAUUGCUCAUCAGCCGGAACAAGAACAGAGGCGAUGAGUGCUGUUUCUGAACUAGCCCUCGUCUGCACGAACAAGGACGGAUUGGAUUGCGCCAUGCCAAAGAUUGUGAGGACGUUGGAAGCCAAAGGGGCAGAGGAGAAGGUGGCGGCGGUGAAAGCCUUGGCCUCGCUGAUGACAUUUUCAGUUUGCAGGAGAUUGAUGAGGAAGGAUGAGAAGGGAAUUCUCACUCUCAUCACGCUGCUGGACUCCUCGGUUUGCAAUGUGGAGAAGAAGCAUAUAGUGACAGUAUUGCUGGCGGUGGCACAGAGCAGGCGUUGCAGGAAGUUAUUGGUGGCUUCUGGUGCUCGUGGCUUGUUGCCACGGCUUGAGAGCAUGGACUUUGAAGGUGCCAAGAAGCUCUGUGAGCUCUUGUCCAAAGGUAAGCUUUUGGGUGUGUUUCCAAGAAGCGGAAGGCAAGUAUAAGCAUAUGGAAGCUUCCUUUUUGUUUAUUUUUAUGGAUCAAAUUGCUUCAUUUUUCUGGACUCUGUACAUGAUUUAAUGUUAUAUAGGUUUCUUCUUUCUUCAUACAAAUGCUAAGUAAUGAAGAGAGAUGUGGAGGAAGAGCAGGGGUUGUAAGAUGUAAUUUAAUUUUUCAGCAUCUAAUAAGAAGAGGACUGUUGUGUCAUAACAUUUUUUUUUUUUGUUU
Molecule: messenger RNA, 1750 nt
Organism: Phalaenopsis equestris
Lineage: Eukaryota; Viridiplantae; Streptophyta; Magnoliopsida; Asparagales; Orchidaceae
Exons: 1
Molecular function (GO): protein binding
Source: RefSeq, a predicted model, not a curated record